AGCUCCACGUCACUUAAUGAUUUACAGGCGAAUGCGGAACUUGGACUUGGACUUGGCAUGGGAAGCUAGUUAGCGGUUUAAGAAAUUGCAUUUUGUCAUUUGCGAGAUUUUUUGGUUGAAAGAAGCAGGAACACAAGGAACAUCAAACAUGAGCGUAUGGACAGACUGGCUGGACUACAUCCCAGUUGUGGGGACAGUCAAGAACACGGUUGAGGCUGUAUCAGCCGUCUGCCAUGGCGACUAUGCCCUUGCAAAGGAGAAGGGAGCGGACGCAGCUCUGGGUCUUGUGCUGGAUGUUCUCACAGCUGGAACACAACAUGCCGCGGGUACUGCGUACCUUACAGUUGUUGAAAAUAUUGUGUUCAGGGGCACUACAGCAAAAGAAGCCAUGAAUGCCAUUAAAGGAGCUGGCGCAAAAUCGGGGAAAGGAGCUGGCGCAAAAUCGGGGAAAGGAGCUGGCGCAAAAGCGGCUGAUGCUACUCAAGUUCCGAUCCAAGAAAUGACCAAGAAAUCCAGCAGACCCAAAGACCCAAAGACCAGCAAGGGUGAGAAGAAAGGGCCAUCUGAACGUGGAGAACACGUCAUCAAUAACAACGUCCUAAAGGUUUUUAAGACAAUCAUAGACCGAUUUGCUGCUCGGAUUGAAAGCACGGCAGAUCAACUGCUUGAAAAUAAAAAUGACACAGCAGCUUAUCGAGCAUAUCACACGCCCCUUCCUGAAGCCACAAUCCAGUCAAUCAGGUACGAGAUGGUUGCACACAUUCCGGAAGAGGAGCCAUAUAUUGAUGCCAACGCAACUGUCUAUGGAACUGCCAUCGGUGAGAUUUGUGACAUGGUGGUCACUUAUAUGUACGACUAUUCUAGCAACAACUCCUACAGUGGUCCUGCCGUCGAUAAGAGCAUCACCGAACUGAUUCGUUUAAUGAACAACAGUCAGUUGUAUGUGGACGAGUACGCCAAACAGUACUGGCUUCGGCAUGGCGGGGACGAGGCCAAGUUUCAGGACAGCAGACAACAAGUAGUGAAGAUGUUCAGGCGUCUGUGUGCACCUACAAGCGGGGAAAACGAGGCAAAGCAGUGGGUGCGUGAUCUGACUGGCCAUUGGUAGAUGUGUGACAUUGGAUGCGAAUACAAGAUACUGCAACACUGGACGCCAUAUGAACACACUGCAACACACGUAACUACACUGACAUUGGAUGCCAGCACAAGAUACUGCAACACACGUAACUACACUGACAUUGGAUGUCAGCA
Molecule: messenger RNA, 1251 nt
Organism: Haliotis rufescens (red abalone)
Lineage: Eukaryota; Metazoa; Mollusca; Gastropoda; Lepetellida; Haliotidae
Exons: 2
Coding region: 149-1108 (319 amino acids)
Source: RefSeq, a predicted model, not a curated record